Messenger RNA from Nothobranchius furzeri (turquoise killifish), 1336 nucleotides. RefSeq names its product glutamate rich 1 (gene erich1). NCBI's taxonomy places the organism in Eukaryota, Metazoa, Chordata, Actinopteri, Cyprinodontiformes, Nothobranchiidae. The record is from RefSeq and is a predicted model, not a curated record.
AAACAAUUUAAUAAGAACAAAUUUAACUGCGUAAGUAUUAUCAGCGUGUGAUACCUAACCCAAACCCGGAUGUGAACCAGCAAGAACGAGUUUUAUCAUUUUUACUGCAAAUUGGCCACGGCUAACAUAGCCUAGCUAGCUUUCUAGCUUAAAUGCUAGUUGUCUUGAGCUCUAAAAUUUGUCUUCUUCACCUCAUAUGUUGGAUAUGUUGACAUGGCACACAGAAACCAAGUGUUUCAGUCAAAAGUUCUCCAGAAGCUCUAUCCUGCAUCCUCCAUAUUAAUAAAGGAACACAAUCCAUCACCUGUCGCCGAGGCCCAAACAUCUACUGGCAAAAGAAAAGCCUCUGAACAGGACUCUGUGUCAGGAAAGACGCAGGAUGCAACCAGUCAUCUCCGCCGGCUAUACACAGUCCUGCCUCCUCCCCCAGACUACAAAAUGCACUUGAAUAAAUCUGUCGCAGCUCCACAGUUUGAAAGCGUAAAUAGUGAUGAGGAUCCAGCUGGUGAACUCCAUAACAGCAGUGAAGAAGUGGAUGAACAGAAUGAAGCAGAUGAGCCCAAAAGGAGGAAGAGAAGAAGGAAAAAGAAGCAAAUCUCCUCUGAGGACUCUAAGGUUUCCAAAGCGCUGGUCGGCGAGUCCAGCACCGGUCCAGGUCAGGUGUCUGCAGACGAAAAAGGAGAGCGCAUGAGCAGCAACAAGAGGAGGAAGCUGAAGAAGAAGAGGCACAAAGAGAAGCUGCUGUCCAUGGGUCUGAUGCCCCGAGCUACUGCUCUGGAGUUCACUUACCAAAACCAUAGAGAGGAGGAAGACGAGGACGAGAACAAGAGGAGAGUGGCUGAGUUGUCCGAGUUCCUGAGAAGAACAGCAGAAAUCUACGUGUCUGACUCCUCGCUGCAUCCAGACGCCCACCUGUCCGCCGUGGUGGAGGACCUUCUGGCCAGCAUAUUGAGUGGGAGCAAGCCCCCCUCGGUCCUGAAGCAGCUCUACGGUCUCCAGACUUUAGUUGAAUUGAAAAAGGCAGAAAGUCUGGAAAAGUCGCUGAUUGCGCUCAACAACAGCCAGAUCUUGUCUGCAGAAGAAAGCGCUGCGGUUGUUUCACUGUUCAGAUACUGGAUCACAGACGUUCUUCCUUUACAAAGAGUCGAGACCACGAGGCUUUCUACAGCGUGAGACUCAGCCAGACACCUCUGAAGGAUUAUUUCUACUGGUUCUGAAGACAUUUGUAUAAAUUUAAUGGAUUUCUUGUUUGUGUCUUGUUAUUUUCUACUUUCUAAAAUAAGAGCAAAAUUUAAAUGUUUACUGACUCUUCUUAUUAAAAAGUUUUUAAAAAUUA